This is a messenger RNA of Helobdella robusta, 2148 nucleotides long. RefSeq lists its product as hypothetical. Bases 1 to 2148 code for a protein of 715 amino acids. The record is from RefSeq and is a predicted model, not a curated record. The transcript has 9 exons. Lineage: Eukaryota; Metazoa; Annelida; Clitellata; Rhynchobdellida; Glossiphoniidae.
AUGGAAAAAAUAAAAAUUUUAUUGGUGAUGUUUGCUUGUUUAGCACAUUUGAAACAGUUUCGAUUUGAAAAAUCUUUACAAUUUGAAAAUCUCAACUAUCAUUUAGAAUCAGAUCUGUCGGUUAAGGAUAUCUUACAAAACAUUUCAAGAAAUACUGAUAGUAAUUUGCAAUUGACUACUCAUUCCUCGAAAACGAAUUUUCUAGAAACCAAACUUAACAUGAAAAGCAAAGACGAAAGAAUCAUAAACGUUACGUGCAAUGACACCGGUGAUAGUUCGAAACAGAAUUCGCUUAAUGUUAAUAAUGAGGAUGAUCGACAAACGAAAAGUGAUGAGAAAAAGAAGAAAUCUUUAGAAGAAGACGAUGAAGACCCUGCUGUGUUUCCACUGCUUCCUCAUGGCGAGUACGAGGAAUAUAACGAAGAACUUGAAUACGUGGACCUGACUGAGGAACUCGUCAACGAUGACCACCAUGCCAGGAUUCUUGAAUACUAUGAAGAUCUGGAGAGGCAGCGAGAGAAAAAGGAACAACACCGGGAAAAGUUACGAAGGAAAAGAUCGGUUAAUGAGAUUCCUGACAGUUUACAUUUUUUGAAUAAGUUGAAGAAAAAAACAAAAUUUUCUAAAUGGAGAAACUAUGAUGAUUUUUGGGACCACUACAAAGUAAUGAAAGACAAAAUCGAAAACAGCCAAGAGGGGAAAGCCUUAAGAAAAUAUGUAGAAGCGGAAAAACAAAUUAUUAAGAAGAAAAAAUUAGAUCAGGAAAAACUUUUGAAGCGAGAAAAAAGAGGAAAACUACCAGUCACACUUCAGGACCUGAACGAACUCAACCAAUUCCUCUUAACUGUACUCGAAACUGUGCGUAGUUGGCUCGUCUACGAAGAAAACGGAAAGGUUCCCAGACCUAAAAUGGCAUUGGAAACUCUUUUAAAAGCGUUUCAAUUAUACUACGAAUGCAUGACAGAGAAGUUCAAGCAUUAUGAGAAGAUGUUGGGUCAGCCGAUGACCGAUGUUGCUGCCUUCAACACUCUAAGUAGCGAAAAAGUUACUUUGGAGUGCAAAACAUGUUUGCCCCCUUUCACGAACCCCUUUGAGUACGGCAUCGCGUGGUACCGACGUUUGUUGCACGAAGGAGGGGCCUACAAGGCCCUGCCCAACGAUGAAAAUCAAUUCUCAGUUACCCUAGAUGGCGACCUCACCAUGCACCAAUUAACUCCGGAAGAUGCAGGCAUGUACACGUGCUUCAACAACGAAGCCCACGGCAUGACAUACAUGAUAGGCAUAGAUGAUGUUGAAUCCAGAGUUAGGGUAUACGAACAUGGCGAUGGUGUUGCUCUGGCCUCGAAACCAGAGAUCCUAGCCGAGUACAACUUGUACGUCUUCUACCAGUGGUCUACGUGGACGGCGUGCAACAGGUGCAAUGGGCCCGGGUCUCGCAAGAGGGUUGGCACGUGCAUGGUCAAGAAAUUUGAUCGUAACAUCCCAACAAAACCGGUUGAUUCGUCAUCGUUGAGGAAGUACAAAGAGGGACUGCCGUGCGUGAGCCCCCUCCUUGCUUUUCCUUUAUACGAGGCUGCCAAUCUGAAGGAGAGGAAAACGGAGUUGAUGGUAUCGGUAUGUUACAAUGCCUGCGUCACUCAGCCGCCUGUCCGCGUCGUCACUGACGAGAAUGGCAAGCAGCUGGAUGUGGUAGCUUCGUUCAAAGGUCGUUCCUCAUAUUACGAAGGGGUGCCCAAGUUGGGAGUGCCCAUUGAAAGAUUGACGGCGUUUGCUGUUAUGAACAAGAAAUAUGUACUGAAAUGCCCGCACCAGAACGCCUCCAAGCUGCCAAUAAGAUGGCAGAAUGGAACAUUUGUGUUGGAGGAGAGCAAGCUUGGCUACCUAACGAAGUUCAGAGUUAAAGUCAACCAGAGGAAUGAACUUAUAAUUAACAGAGUGCUGAAAUCCGACGAAGCAUUUUUUAGUUGUUGGAACAACUUGCAACAUUUCGGGACAAUCCGGUUGUACGUGAGAGAGCAGAUGAAUUUCCGAAACGUGGUCCUCGAUGCCAUACGUCAUAUAAGCUUCAUAGUUACUUUUGGAAUGAUGCUCUAUAUAGCAUUCAAGUUGUACUUCAUGGGCGCAAGAGCUCCUAAACAAUAUAAGUAG